UCGGAUAUUUUAUAAUGUUUAUGUCCUUUCUUUUGUUUACUGUUUUUCCUGUCUUCGGCAUUUCAGUGAGAUAUUUGACGAAUAUAACGGAUCCGGGUAGAUUAAUGCCAUUACAAACAUAUUACGUUUAUAAUCAAGAUAAAAGCCCGCUUUAUGAAAUAACUUACGCUCUGCAAAUUAUCGGUACAUAUAUGAUUGCGACUUCGUAUACCGGUACUGAUUGUUUUUUAAGUUUGCUGGUGUUUCAUGUGUGUGGUCAGCUAGAGAAUCUUAAAACGCGGAUCAUGGAUCUCGAUAAAUUUCACAAUUUCGAAAGCAUUCUAUCUCACAGCGUGCAGGAACAUAUACGUCUCAUCAGAUCGAUCAAUAUCAUUGACAAUAUUUUUGCUUUGAUGCUACUUGGAGCGCUCAUUUAUUUUGGCAUAUUAUUUGCUUUUCAAGGUUUUUUAAUUGUCAGUAUGAUAACUCAGCGUGGCGAUAUCUCUUUAGUACGUUUAAUUUUUAUGGUGACAGUAUUUGUUAAUGCGUUUGUCCAUACAUGCCUCUACUGCACUGUGGGAGAAAUUUUGGUCGUUCAAAGCAAAGGAAUUUACGAGGCUGCAUGCGAAUGCAAGUGGUACACAUUGGAGCCAAAAAAAGCUAAAAAACUAUUGAUUAUAAUGAUUUACGCCAAUAAACCGCUGUAUCUUACCGCGGGAAAAUUGUUCCCUAUGACAAUGGCCACUUUUUGUAAUUUAUUAAAGACAUCGGGUGGUUAUAUAUCGAUCUUGCUGGCAUAUCAGGAAUAA
Molecule: messenger RNA, 788 nt
Organism: Cataglyphis hispanica
Lineage: Eukaryota; Metazoa; Arthropoda; Insecta; Hymenoptera; Formicidae
Product: odorant receptor coreceptor-like
Exons: 5
Coding region: 15-788 (257 amino acids)
Biological process (GO): detection of chemical stimulus involved in sensory perception of smell; sensory perception of smell
Cellular component (GO): plasma membrane
Molecular function (GO): olfactory receptor activity; odorant binding
Source: RefSeq, a predicted model, not a curated record